UGGAUAAUCAAGGCGUACGCCCAGGACAAGAGUCGGACGUGCGAGUUUCUCGCCGAUCCAUGGUUGAAAGAUUGGUAUGUGAGGUUGACCAUUUACAGUGUUUGAACUGUUUCAAGUGGCUUUUAUCUGGCAUAAUUUUAUGAGUUAUAUAUUUUAUUCAAUUUCAAUGGUAAUGGACCAGAUAUAUCACAUAUGGCACUUAUAGACGUUAUAUGCAAGUACUGGAGCUUGUGAUAUGCGUAUCACUUUUCCCAGCUCGUGCAUGUCAUUUUUUCCCAGCUCAUGGACCCAUACUUUUCAAUCCACUGAUACCUUUUUACUGCUCCUCACACAACCCUUUAUAGCACCUAUUUCAAUUUAUCCUAAUAACCGUAUGUCCCCUGCUACAACUACAGUCAUUGACAACCAGGUCGUUCUCUGGGACAUCAGCUCCAAGUUGCCAAGCAAGUUCUGGUCCCCCAACACCAUGAAGGUGCGCGCGGUGCUAAACUUCAGGGGAAUCCCCUUUGAGAGCCGGUUUCUCACCUACUCCGAGUUCCCUGGAAUGCUCGAGCAGGCGGGCGUCCAACCAUGGCUGCAGGUACCUCGCUACACCUUGCCUGCCAUCUCUUACAACGGCAACGUGAUUAUGGGCAGCGACGAAGCUGUCGCGUAUUUGGAAAAGGCGUUUCCGCAUAACCCAAGCGUCUACCCUUCUCCCGAAGCCAUUACAGACUCGAUCUGCAUCCGCAACGCCAUUCCAGCGAUGUACUAUGUACUCGACGCCAACUCCGGCGCCUUCGUCUCGGGGAUCAUGGAAGAUGUCGACCGCGAUUACUUCGUGUCUAAGUUUUUGGAUAGGGGCCUUGCAGAUAUUCCAAAGCUUUUGAGCGACCCACAGCAAAUUCUGGCCAACUGGGCCCUGAUCCUGGAUUUUUUAAACAACUUCCAGGGGCUUACCUCUAAAGAUGUCACUCCCGAGCAGCUUGCUCGUUUGAAAAGCGGAAAGUACUUGUUCGGUGAUUAUUGCAGCUAUGCCGAUCUCCUCUACUUUAGCUUGAUUUUCUGGACGAUGACCGCCUAUAGUCAAGAUAAGAGUCGGACGUCUGAAUUAAUUACCGACGCGUGGUUGAAGGAUUGGUACAGACGAAUGGCCAUCUACGGGGUAUAACCCGGGAGCUAUUGGCAUAGAUUCCUGGAUAUAGAAUGUAUCGGGUGGUAUUUUUCAAAAGUAAAGGUUCCACGUUGAAUCGUCUCCGUGUACAUUGCCUAUAUCUUUGGUUACUCCAAGCCCGAUCCUGACUGCAAUUUUAAAUCCCAGUCCGCUAUCUUUAUCGACCAUAAAAUUGAUU
Messenger RNA from Babjeviella inositovora NRRL Y-12698, 1331 nucleotides. RefSeq lists its product as uncharacterized. The transcript has a single exon. Bases 236 to 1150 code for a protein of 304 amino acids. NCBI's taxonomy places the organism in Eukaryota, Fungi, Ascomycota, Pichiomycetes, Serinales. The record is from RefSeq and is a predicted model, not a curated record.